This is a messenger RNA of Eurytemora carolleeae, 5514 nucleotides long. RefSeq lists its product as uncharacterized. Lineage: Eukaryota; Metazoa; Arthropoda; Copepoda; Calanoida; Temoridae. Gene Ontology annotation, molecular function: RNA binding. The record is from RefSeq and is a predicted model, not a curated record. The coding region runs from base 62 to 5329 and encodes 1755 amino acids. The transcript is spliced from 24 exons.
AGAUUAAUUUAACAAAUGGUUGAAAAUAGCAUCCGUAUAAUCUAAUCUGUAAUAUACGAGGAUGGAGACUUUGUUAGGGUCUGAUCUAUCUGUUGGACCCAUGACCCUGGUAAACCAGAAGGAUAAACUGGAGGAAUCUGCUGAGCAGAAGAGGGAGGGAGAUAAACCUGUUGGACCCAUGACCCUGGUAAACCAGAAGGAUAAACUGGAGGAAUCUGCUGAGCAGAAGAGGGAGGGAGAUAAACCUGGAUCAUUAAUAGUUUCCAAUAUUCCAGCCCUACUCACCAAUAAGGGAGUAUGGAGACUGUUCUCAAAACACGGAGAGGUUAUCAGUAUGGAGUUUGAUAAAAACAGACCAGGAACUGAGAACUCAAGCAGAAGAGCUUUUAUAACCAUGUCAACCUUCAAGCAAGCCUUUGAUGUACAGAAAGUGCUUAACCGUGCUUCACCUUUGCUUCUCAAUGUGCAUUUUAAGGGAUUUAAUGGACAUUCCAACCUUCUGAGCAACACUCUUCCAGCUAAGGAUAUAUUUGGCCCUGAAGAUGAAGAAGAAGAUUGGGAUGUGACUGCUGAAAAGAACGUAAAAGAAAAGACAAAGAAAAAGAAUAUUGUAACAGAGAACGGUCUGGUUUUAGAUGAAGAUAAGUUCUUUGAAUCAGAUUCUGAGGAUGAUUUGACCCCAGUUACGGAUAUCACAAGUAAACAGGAUAAAGUUGAUCUGACUCCUGCUAAGGAUAUCACAAGUAAACAGGAUGAAGUGGAUAUGACUCCAGUUACGGAUAUCACAAGUAAACAGGAUAUAGUUGAUCUGACGCCUGCUAAGGAUAUCACAAGUAAACAGGAUGAAGUGGAUCUGACUCCAGUUACGGAUAUCACAAACAAAAAGGAUAAAGUUGAUCUGACUCCAGUUACGGAUAUCACAAACAAACAGGAUAAAGUUGAUCUGACUCCUGCUAAGGAUAUCACAAACAAACAGGAUAAAGUUGAUCUGACUCCAGUUAAGAAUAUCACAAGCAAACAGGAUAAAGUUGAUCUGACUCCAGUUACGGAUAUCACAAACAAACAGGAUAAAGUUGAUCUGACUCCAGGAAAUGAGAACACAAACAAACAAGAUACGAAAGAUAUCAUUCCAGUAAAGGAUAUCACAAUUCAUCAGAAUGAUGAUGAAUCCAACCUAACUAGAAAUUCUGAAAAAGCCAAUAAGGAAGAAUUGACACUCAAAAGACGUCCUUUGGAGAAAGAGAAUAGUACACCCACAUACACACCUGCCAACGUUAAGAGGGAAAAGUCCGGAGCAGUCGCCUUGAAAGCAAAGCAACAUAUACUGCCGAACACGGCAGAAAAAAACUUCUUAGUAAAUGAUAGGGCAGCCAUACUGAAAGAAGAAAAUCUAUUCGGAAAAACAAAGUUCUUUAUCGGCAGAACACAAGAAAAUAACAUUGAAGGCUCUACCUGUUCUAAAUCUAGUAUUGAGAAUAAAGAAACCAAAUCUACUGAACCUGAUACUGAAAAUACUUGUUCUACUGAGAUUGUCUCCACCAAAGAAUAUGGAGAUGGUCAUUCUAAUAAUUCUAAAGAAGCUGAUAACUGUAUAAAGAUUAAAAGUUGUAUUCCCAAUGUGGAUAUCCCAAAACUUAAUGAAACUAGCUCUUUAAAUCUAGAUGAAACCAGUUCACUCACUGAAUCUGGUUUUAUGAAAAGAGAUGAAUUCAGUUCAAUCACUGAAUCUGGUUCUAUGAUAAGAGGUGAAACCAGUUCACUCACUGAAUCUGAUUCUAUGAAACUAGAUGAAACCAGUUCAAUCACUGAAUCUGGUUCUAUGAUAAGAGGUGAAACCAGUUCACUCACUGAAUCUGGUUUUAAUAAAAGAGAUGAAACCAGUUCAAUCACUGAAUCUGGUUCUAUGAUAAGAGGUGAAACCAGUUCAAUUACCGAAUCAGGUUCUAUAAAACUAGAUGAAACCAGUUCACUCGCUAAAUCUGGUUUUUUGAUAAGAGAUGAAACCAGUUCAAUCACUGAAUCAGGUUCUAUGACAAGUGAAAUCAGUUCACUCACUGAAUCAGGUUCUAUGAAACUAGAAGAAACCAGUUCACUCGCUAAAUCUGGUUCUAUGACAAGAGGUGAAACUAGUUCAAUCACCGAAUCUGUUUCUAUGAAACUGGAAAAACCCAGUUCACUCGCUAAAUCUGGUUCUAAGAAACUAGAUGAAAUCAGUUCACUCACUGAAUCUGGUUCUAUGAAACUAGAUGAAACCAGUACAUUGACUGAAAUUGAGUCUAUUAAACUAGAUGAAACCAGUUCACUCACUGAAUCUGGUUCUUUGAAACUAGACGAAACCAUUUCAAACACUGAAGUUGCGAAACUAGAUAAUAUAUGUUAUUUGACUGAAGCUGGUUCCAUAAAACUAGUUGGGGGGAACUUGCUUGAGAUUGGUAACGUGAUUCAGUCGCCUAGGCCUUCUGAAAUUGGUCCGAUUGAAAUGACUGAAUCUAUUAAGCCUGAAAAGGUUUAUGCUAGAGAAACAGAAUUUUUAAGUCCUCAAAUAGAUUCCACAAAGAUGAAUGAAACAAAUGUGGAGAAUGAACCCGAUGAAUUUCCUCGUACAUAUGCUAUAGAAACUGAAAAUGAAAAUCAACGUGAAUUAUUUUUUACAGAAAAGAUGAGCCAUUCAGCAGAUAACCUACCAUUUAUCAAUCAAAAUAGUUUUCAUUCUUCUACUGAUUCUCAAGAGAUCAGUUCCUCUCCAGAUUUACCGCUCCUCAUUGACGAUUCAGAGAAUGAUUUUUAUUCUUUAUCUGAAAGUAUGGACGAGCCUGGAAGCAACCCAAACCCUGUCAAGAAUAAACCUAACCCUGAAAACGAUAUUACGCUUGUUAAAACUGAUGUUAAUGCAGUUGAAGACGCAUCAAACCUAGAAUCCUUAGACAAAGGUCAAAAUCUCCAGCUUCCUCCUGUACCAGCACCACCAAUAAAAUCUUUUCUCUUAGCCAAGGGAAGAACUGAAGUUAUGUUAAUCUCCAGCCGUAACAAUUUCCCAGAGGAAUUCUCCGUUCUACCUGUCAGCAAUGGAGUUAAUAAAAGCGAAAUCAGAAAUCUUCUUAAUCAACUAGAAGAUAAAGUGGUGAUACUAAAAAGUCCCAGAUCCAAGUCGAGUGCAGUAGUCAGACAUAGGAGCCAACUGUUCAGAGCAAACAUUAUCAAGAUCUCUCCAACAAAUGGGUCGAUAACAGUUGAUCUGGUAGAUGAAGGUGACAUAGUAACUGUAAAGUGUGAUCAAGUAUUCCGUAUACCUAUCCAGCUCUGGUCUGUACCAGCUACCAUAACCACACUCUCCCUCCAUAUACCAAAGUUUGAGUUGUGGACGGAUAAUGACACUAAAAGCUUGAUGACCUUCAUCCAGAACCAGGAUAUUACUGUGUAUGUGAGUCCAGUUAACCAGGAGAAGAAUAUCCAGCUGGUUAACCUGUACCUGGAGCAGAGAAUAUGCAAGGAUAUAUUCAAGUUCAUCAAAGAUAAAACCUUAUACACAAACACACACAAUCAGACUGAACCCAACCUUGAAGACCCUGAUCCUGAACCUGAGCAAGAACUUGAUAACUCUGAUGAACUCCAGGCUGGAGAGGGAAGUAAGAUUGAACCUGUGGAACAUGUAUCCAAUAUGGUUGGGAAUGGAAGAGGAACCUUCACCCUAUCACAUCUCCCCAGUCGAUGUAUUCCUGGUGAACUAGGACAACUCUAUACACCUAUAUCUCUGCAAUCUUCUUCUCCAGUGUCAAAACCAAAAUUUAGUUUUGACCCAACACUUUACAGUGAGGAACCACCUCUAGAAGAACCUACGCUAUCACUUCCUUUUGAGAGUCCGUAUUCGCAGCUCUCAGCUACGUUCUCAGAGAAGAAAUUAUUUCUAAACGAUAUGUUAAAAUUGAAGGUUCGAAGUGAAGAGGAGUAUCUGUUUCUUGAUUUUGGAGAAACCAGUGAUAUGAUGUAUCUGGUACCUGUUCAGAACAAUAUUGAUAGUUUAGACUUUAGCAAGCUGGAUACAGGAAUGCUGGAGAGUGGAUUGUAUCCACCAUUGAAAAGACAACCUGAAGUUGGAGAAGUUCUUGCUGCUCCCCGUAGAUACUAUAGUGGAACUAAAUACAUCAGGGUUGAAGUUCUCAAGUUGUUGAAGAACGGAGAUGUUAGAGUGAGAGGAAUUGAUUAUAAAUACAGGAAAACUGAGUUGGUUCAGAACCUGAGAUCUAUCUCUCCAGACUCCUCCCACUACCCUGUCCAGUCUAUCCUUGUCCGGUUACACCAGGUCUCCAGUAAACCUCGGAGCUUGUUUAAAUCUCUCAUAUCAGAUGUGGUGAAACAGGCGUUGGAUGAUCCUCUGAUAGCCCUUGUAACCUGUAAGGACGAAAUCCCGGUUGUAGAACUUUACUCCGAGCUAGCUGUUGAUGUUUCGCUGAACCUAAUCAUCGAGGAAGACAUUAACAUAUCCUGGUGCUCCUUAUCAUCCCAGGAUAAAUCCAAGCUGCUGUCUAUUAACGAAGAUAAAGAUGAUACUGAAGACUUUGACCCGAUCAGGGCCAGGUUCAAGCAACUGGAGUUUGCGGAAAAUACAAGGAAUGAUUCAGGAUACCGAGGGUCCGUACCUAAACCUGUCCUUAGUUUACCUGGGGAUGAAGAGAGGGAAGACUACCUGGAGGUAGUCAAGAAAUUUUUCUCUCAGAAUGAAGACCGGUUUGGUCAGCUCACGGUUGGAGAAGAGAUUAAAGUAGUAAUCCUCCGUAGUGAGAGCCCUGAGUUUGUGACAGUUCUACCUCAGAGUAAGAUAGUUGAGAUGCAGGAUAUGAUUGUUAAAUAUGGGAAGCUAGCGAGCCGCAGAAAAUUCAUCUCUGAAAAACCGGUGAUUGGUCAGGUUUAUCUGGCCAGGUCUAACUCUGAUAAUGAAUGGUACAGAGUUUUAGUUGUAGCCAGAUAUAAGAACAUGCAAGUGAAAGUGUUUGGUCUUGAUUUCGGAUUUUUCGAGAAAGUUCCAGCUUCUUGUCUGAAAGAGUACACUCCUAGUAGUUCAACCUUGUACUCAGCUAUACUCUGUGAAAUAGAGAAUUGGGACGAGGAUGUUCCUGAGGUUUGGGAUACACGGUUUAAGGAAGUACAAGAAAAUGGAGAGUUAAAACAGCUUGAGUAUACAGGAGAUCCCUGCCAGCUGGUCGAAGGAGUGGAUGCACAGAAAUUGAAACUGUCCAGGAGAAGAGAAAUACGGCGAAUCCUUCGUGAUUACGAGCCAAGGGAGGUCAAGGUUGUUCGAAGAAUUGGAGCCAUCUUUGUUCUUAAUAUCUAGUCCUCGACUACUAUAUAUUUCACAAUCCCUUAUAUAAAUAUGUUUUUUUCAUUUUUUUGGUUAUGAAUAGUCUAGAAUCUAGAAUGUAAAUAAGUGUAUGUAAGAAAGAUUGAAGAUCGAUUCUAGAAAUUGUAAAUUUGUUGAAAAUAUGAUUUAUUUUUUAAUGAUCUAAAAUUUGUUUUCAG